AUGGAUACCGAGGGGGGCGGUGCGUCAUUGCGCUUGGAGAAUGAGAAACUGCGGCACGAGAAUGACGACCUGAAAAUAAUGCUUGGCCUGAUGAAAGAAAACUUUGAUCUGAAGUCCAAGCUUCAAACCUCCACUCUAACCAGCGACACUGUCAGGGAAUCGACAGGUAACUGUUCAAGUAUCGUUUACGCAUUGCAAUCUCCAUCUCCUGUGUGGGUGAUGGUGGUGCGUGUGCCGCUCUUUGCCACUAAAGGGCAUCCGAGACACGUGACACGUCAGUACAGUUAGCAUUAAUCGGCAGGGUUGGAAAGGCAUUGAAGAAAAUUGGAAUUGGAGAAUUGGAUUUGGAAUUUCAGUAUACAUCGUGAAUUGAAAUGGAAUGAAUCCCAACUCUGCAAGUCAGUACUGCCAUGCAGGUCCUAGCAACAGCACCAGCUAAGAUCUUGGACAUAUAAUAAUAAUAAUAGGGGUGGCAGGUAGCCUGGUGGUUAAGCGCUUUGGGCCAGUAACCGAAAGGAUGCUGGUUUGAACCCCUGAGCCGACUAGGUGAAAAGUCUGUCUGUGCCCCUGAGCAAGGCACUUAACCCUAAUUGCUCAUGUAAGUCUGCUAAAUGACUAAAAUGUAAAUAAUUUAUUCAAUUUAUUAUAUAGCUCUAUUCAUUACAUAAAGACAUCUCAAAGUGAUGUAAAGCAACAACAAAAAACAAGCAAUUUAAAAACAACGUUAAGUGCAUUAGUUGAUCUACUGUCAAGAGACUGAAGGUUGAGAAUGUUAAUGGUCCCGUUCAAUUGCUUAGACGUUGCCAGAUCUUAAAACGCCUGUAUAGGUAUUUUACCUAUCGGCUAACCAAAUCAUAUGUUAUAACAAUCUGGCAGUCGAUGACGUGGCAGGCAACCAUUGGUUGAUGCAUGCGACGUCUAAGCAACCCAUGGCUUGAGUGAGGUGAGCAGAGGGAGGAUGUGGUCAAAGGGGGAGAACAUCUACAUAUAUUUGCUUAUUAUUUUUGCCAGGUCUCGUUUUGUCUCAAUUUGUCACCCUUUUUGCAUUUAGAAUUGAUUCUGAUUAUAAUUUCCUACCCCCAGGCAGGAACACAACUAUUCAGUGGCAAGACACCGUGGAUGAGGACAGAUUCAAACAUGAGCUGCAUCAAUCGUCCAAACAUCCUCCCAGAACAUCUUCCCCAAUUAACCUGGAGUCCUACACCAAGCGCUGCAUGUGCACAGACCCACGAGAACAUGAAGAGACUGCGAGCUAUUCUUAUGUCAUGUCUCAGAAGGUGAAAGGUGUGUGAAAUGGUCGUUUGCUCAUCACAACUUUGGGCAUGAUCCUUAGAGAUAUGUUAGUCAGAAAUUGAAUCCCCAUUUUGUAUCAACUGAGCUGAUUAUGACAAUAUUGUAAUAGCAGAAUAUAAAAAUAUUUCUUCAAACCUAUUGUGUGUCCCAAAUUGCACCCUAUUGCCUAUAUAGUGCAUAACUUUUGACUAGGGCCCAUAGGGCUCUGGUCAAAAGGAGUGCACUAUAUAGGAAACAGGGUGCCAUUUGGGACGUUAUAUUUUGUUUAGAAUAGAAUAGAAACAUUUUGUUAAACUACCUGUGGAUUCAUGUUUAUGUUGGUGUAAUGUGAUCUAUUGGAACUAAUCCAUGCAGAUUCAGAGGUUGGUGUUGUAAUGGUGUUUAUGUUAUUGUUCAGAUCCAGAACGGUUGGUGGGGGAGAUAGCCUUCCAGCUGGAUCGAAGGAUCCUGUCCUAUGUGUUCCAGAGCCAGACCAGACUCUAUGGGUUUACUGUGCUCAAUAUACCAGACAAGAUCAUUCAGGUGGGAACGGUGUGUGUGUGGAUGUGCAUCUGUGGUCCUUUACACAAAAGGCUGAUAUUCCAGUUUUUGAAUAAUAAGAAAGUUUAACACCAUAUUCCUUCCUUCUGUCUGCUUGUCACGAGUGUCAGUGUAAUGCGGUGGGUCGAAGUCAGGCACAGGACUCAGAACUCAAAGAAAACGUACUUUACUAACAAGUAAAGAAACAAAUACAAAGUACCUCCACACAGGGAGGAGCAAACCCGCUCACCAAACGACACACGAAACGAAAUAACAAACACGCACAAAACACAAUGGGAGCCACCGGGUUAAAUAGGGAAGGAGUAAUUACGCGAUGGGAAACAGGUGUGUGACAAUCAGACAACAACAGGUAGAACAUAGAAAAUAGAUCAGCAGUAGCUAGUAUUCCGUUGACGACGAACGCCGAAGCCUGCCCGAGCAAAGAGGAGGGGCAGCCUUGGCAGAAUCCGUGACAGUACCCCCCCCCCCCCCCCCGACACGCGGCUCCAGCCGUUCGUCGACACCGGCCUCGGGGACGGCCAGGAGGACGUGGCGCGGGGCGAGUCGGAUGACUGCGGUGGAAAUCCCUCAACAUGGAGGGAUCGAGGAUGUCCCUCCUAGGGACCCAGCACCGUUCCUCCGGACCGUACCACUCCCACUCCACGAGAUACUGCAGGCUCCCCACCCGACGCCUUGAAUCUAAGAUGGAACGGACCGAGUAUGCCGGUGCCCCCUCAAUGUCCAUUGGGGGCGGAGGAACCUCCUGUAUCUCAGACUCCUGGAGUGGACCAGCUACCACCGGCCUGAGGAGAGACAUGGAACGAGGGGUUAAUACGAUACUCAGGAGGAAGCUGUAACCUAUAACAUACCUCGUUCAAUCUCCUCAGGACUUUGAAUGGCCCCACAAACCGCCGACCCAGCUUCCGGCAGGGCAGGCGAAGGGGCAGAUUUCGGGUCGAGAGCCAGACCCGGUCCCCCGGUGCAUACACCGGAGCCUCACUGCGGUGGCGGUCGGCGCUCGCCUUUUGCCGCCUGAUGACCCGCUGCAGGCGCACAUGGGCAGCGUUCCAGGUCUCCUGUGAGCGCCGAAACCAUUCAUCCACCGCAGGUGCCUCGAUCUGGCUCUGAUGCCAAGGUGCCAGGACCGGCUGAUAACCUAAUACACACUGGAAAGGAGUAAGGUUAGUGGAGGAGUGAGUUUUGGGCCAUCUCUGCCCAGGGGAGGAAAACCGACCACUCCCCCCGCCGGUCCUGGCAAUACGACCUCAGAAACCUACCCACCUCCUGGUUGACUCUCUCCACCUGCCCGUUACUCUCAGGGUGAAACCCUGAGGUCAGGCUGACCGAGACUCCCAGACGUUCCAUGAACACCCUCCAGACCCUUGAGGUGAACUGGGAACCCCGAUCAGACACUAUAUCCUCAGGUACCCCAUAGUGCCGGAAGACGUGUGUAAAUAGGGCCUCAGCAGUCUGUAGGGCCGUAGGGAGACCGGGCAGAGGAAUGAGGCAGCAGGACUUAGAAAACCGAUCCACAACGACCAGGAUCGUGGUGUUCCCUUGUGAGGGGGGAAGAUCCGUCACGAAAUCCACCGAUAGGUGGGACCACGGUCGUUGUGGAACGGGUAGGGGUUGCAGUUUCCCUCUGGGCAGGUGUCUAGGAGCCUUACACUGGGCGCACACCGAACAGGAGCCCCGGAUAAAUCUCUGGUAGUAGUUGGCAAACCCCCCCCAAUUUUUAAAAUAAAAAAAUCAUUUAAAAAAAUAAAUUAAUUGCUGCACUUCCUUCACCGUGGUUGGAGUCGACCAAUUACGCACGGCCGAAAUGCGGUCACUCUCCAUCCUCACCCCAGACGCGGACAUGUGGUACCCUAGGAAGGAGAUGGACUCCUGAAAGAACAGGCAUUUCUCCGCCUUGGCAUAAAGGUCAUGCUCCAACAGUCAUCCAAGCACUUUACGCACCAGGGACACAUGCUCGGCCCAUCUAGCGGAGUAUAUGAGAAUGUCAUCAAUAUACACCACUACACCUUGUCCGUGCAGAUCCCUGAAAAUCACAUCGACAAAGGAUUGGAAGACUGAUGGAGCAUUCAUCAACCCGCAUGGCAUGACGAGGUACUCAUAGUGUCCUGAGGUGGUACUGAAUGCCGUCUUCCACUCAUCUCCCUCCCGGAUACGCACCAGGUUGUACGCGCUCCUGAGAUCCAAUUUCGUGAAGAAGCGCGCCCUGUGCAAUUACUCCGUCAUACAAGCUAUCAGAGGUAGUGGAUAGCUGUACUUGACGGUGAUCUGAUUAAGACCACAGUAAUCAAUGCACGGGCGUAACCCACCAUCCUUCUUCACGAAAAAGAAACUUGAGGAAACAGGUGAAGUGGAAGUAUCCCUGUCUCAGCGAUUCGGAGACAUAUGUUUCCAUAGCCGCCUUCUCCUCCUGUGACAGAGGAUACACAUGACUCCGGGGAAGUGCAGCGCCCACCUGGAGAUUUAUCGCACAAUCCCCCGGACGAUGGGGUGGUAAUUUAGUCGCCCUCUUUUUACUGAAGGUGAGAGCCAAAUCGGCAUACUCGGAGGGAAUGUGCAUGGUGGAGACCUGGUUUGGACUCUCCACUGUAGUAGCCCCUAAGGAAACCCCUACACACCUCCCUGAGCACUGACUGGACCAUCCCUUGAGAGCCCUCUGUUGCCAUGAAAUGGUGGGGUCAUGAGUGGUUAACCAGGGAAGUCCCAACACCACAGGAUACGCAGGAGAAUCAAUCAGAUAGAGACUAAUCCUCUCCUCAUGACCCCCCUGCGUCCUCAUUAAGAGUGGAGCGGUGACCUCCCUGAUUAGGCCUGACCCUAACGGGCGACUAUCUAAUGCAUGUACAGGGAAGGGCACAUCAACACGUACAGUGGGAAUCCCUAAACUAAGUGAAUACUGACGAUCAAUAAAAUUCCCAGCAGCGCCUGAAUCUACUAGCGCCUUAUGCUGGAAAUGAGGAGAAAACUCUGGGAAAACAACCUCAAUACACAUAUGAGCAACAGGGAGCUCUGGGUGAGUCAGGUGCUUACUCACCUGAGACAGUCGACCAGUGCUCUGCCUACUGCCUCGACUCCCUGGGGACCCUCCCCAGCACCGACCAGCAGUGUGUCCUCUGCGGCCACAGUUGGUACAGGGGACGGCCCCUCUCCUGGUCUCACUAAGCGCAGCACCCCCGAGCUCCAUGGGGGUAGGGUCGGAGGUGCUGGGGGAUGGAAUGGACGGGCCCCGAUCAGGACAUCCGCGGGUUUCCAACAGGUUAUCCAGCCUGAUGGACAUAUCCACCAAUUUGUCCAGGUUGAAGUUGGUAUCCCUGCAGGCCAGUUCCCGACGAACGUCCUCCCUUAGGCUGCAUCGAUAGUGGUCGAUCAGGGCCCUCUCAUUCCAUCCUGCGCUGGCUGCCAGAGUCCUGAACUCCAGCGCAAAAUCCUGCGCGCUCCUCCUCUCCUGUCUUAGGUGGAACAGACGUUCGGUGAAAUCCUUGUAGAGGACUGAUGUAGCGUCUAUACUUCCCCACUCGGCGUUGGCCCACUCGAGGCCUUCCCCGAUAGACAGGAGAUGAAGGUGGACACGCUCUCGUAUCCCGAGGGCGCCGGGUGAAUGGUUGCCAGGUAGAGUUCUACCUGGAGAAGAAAACCCUGACACCCGGCUGGUGUACUGUCGUAUGCCCUCGGGAGCGAGAGCCGAAUCCCACUGGACCCAGGUGGCGAAGGGGUGGACAGUGGUGUGGGUGGUUGAGCGGUUGGAGGAGGUGUAGGAAAGCCACCUCUCUCCCAUCGUUCCAUAGUAUUAACCACUCUCUCCAUAGCGGUGCCGAGAGCCUGGAUCAUGCUCUCCUGUCGUUGGACGCGUUCCUCAAUAGAUCCAGACAGACUGGCUGUACCUGCUGACUCCAUACUGGUGCGUGUCACGAGUGUCAGUGUAAUGCGGUGGGUCGAAGUCAGGCACAGGACACAGAACUCAAAGAAAACGUACUUUACUAACAAGUAAAGAAACAAAUACAAAGUACCUCCACACAGGGAGGAGCAAACCCGCUCACCAAACGACACACGAAACGAAAUAACAAACACGCACAAAACACAAUGGGAGCCACCGGGUUAAAUAGGGAAGGAGUAAUUACACGAUGAGAAACAGGUGUGUGACAAUCAGACAACAACAGGUAGAACAUAGAAACAUACAACAUAGAUCAGCAGUAGCUAGUAUUCCGGUGACGACGAAUGCCGAAGCCUGCCCAAGCAAGGAGGAGGGGCAGCCUCGGCAGAAUCCAUGACACUGCUAAGGGAUAAUAGGCUAGUUUAACACCAUAUUCCUUCCUUCUGUCUGCUAAGGGAUAAUAGGCUAGUUUAACACCAUAUUCCUUCCUUCUGGCUGCUAAGGGAUAAUAGGCUAGUUUAACACCAUAUUCCUUCCUUCUGUCUGCUAAGGGAUAAUAGGCUAGUUUAACACCAUAUUCCUUCCUUCUGUCUGCUAAGGGAUAAUAGGCUAGUUUAACACCAUAUUCCUUCCUUCUGUCUGCUAAGGGAUAAUAGGCUAGUUUAACACCAUAUUCCUUCCUUCUGGCUGCUAAGGGAUAAUAGGCUAGUUUAACAACAGGGUGUGGUGGGGUGCCAUGUAUUCAUUUCAGUGAUUCACACAUAUAUGGAAUUCAAAGCCUCCAAACUGGUUUCUUCCCACGUCAAAAUGGUUUUCCAUUUCCUAAGAAGUUAAUUGCAAAUCUGUUCUAAACAAAUGUGUAAGAGAGUUGGAUAAUGGCAUGUACAGUAUAACUGAAUUAGAAACUCUACAGGCUAAUCCCACUCCCAUGAGACUGUGACUGCGUCCCUUAUGGCAUCCUCUAACCUAUAUAGUGCACUACUUUUGACUGUGUGUGCGUCCCAAAUGGCACCCUAUUCCAAAUGAGCCCUAUGUGGGCCCUGGUCAAAAGUAGUGCACUAAAUAGGAAAUAGGGUGCCAUUUGGGACUGACAUUUCUGUUUUCACUCAAACUAAAGCCUUGACCCCCUCCCCCCUCAUUUCCUCAGGUGUCCACACACCCUCUGACAGGAAAGGUGGACGAGGGCUAUCGGCUGCAGCUGUCCCAGCGUCACUCUGAGCUGAUGGCCAGGCUGAACCAUCUAGGCUAUAGUAUGACUCUCCACCCCCCCUUCACAGAGUUCAUCAUCAACACCUAUGGCAUCCUGAGGCAGAGGCCUGACUCCUACAGCACUCAGGAGCUGGGAUACAACAGGUGAUGAUGAAGCUUCAGGGUACAAGCUCGGCUGUGGUGUCACAGCACACCUUUCCUGCCAUCAGGUCGGAGGUAUCGGACAAUUACUGUAAAUGCCGUACUGCAUGCUUCGGGAGGAGUUUCAUCCCUGCGGGGGGAUAUCACCAUGAUUCAUUAACAAUUCUAUGAAGCUUCCUCCUAUAUGUGCAGGUGUGGCGGGGUGAAGUACUAGGACUUUAUGGGACUAUUUACUGUUGUUUGUUUCCUGCCAUGUUACAAUGUGGUUUAUGUAUGUAAUGUGUGGUUUAUAUAUGUAAUGUGUGGUUUAUGUAUGUAAUGUGUGGUUUAUAUGUAAUGUGUGGUUUAUGUAUGUAAUGUGUGGUUUAUGUAUGUAAUGUGUGAGCUGUGGUAGGAUUUUCCUCUUGUAGGACAAUAAACAACAAUCUAAUCUAAACAGCCCGGACUUCCUGAGGAGAGUAGUGAUCAACGCAGCCCCCUCCAAGCUGCUGAAGGAUAUCCUGCUGCUGUUCAGCUGCCUCUCUUUCAUGGCCAGGCAGGACGGCAAGCCCCUCUUCCUCUGGUAG
This is a messenger RNA of Coregonus sp. 'balchen', 7614 nucleotides long. The record is from the annotation of a GenBank genome assembly. NCBI's taxonomy places the organism in Eukaryota, Metazoa, Chordata, Actinopteri, Salmoniformes, Salmonidae.